Messenger RNA from Mesocestoides corti, 756 nucleotides. Lineage: Eukaryota; Metazoa; Platyhelminthes; Cestoda; Cyclophyllidea; Mesocestoididae. The record is from the annotation of a GenBank genome assembly.
AUGAGCGAAAAACUCGCCUACCCUUACACGAGGCCCCGAGGGCCGAUCGGGGCCAUGAACCGGGGCCCCGGGCCCAUCUACAUGCUGCCACCGUUGCUGGGCGAAAAGGACCACGACUUCGAGAGCAUCCACAACAAGGCGCCCGCGUACUCCUUCGGUCGCAUCCUGAAGGGUCUGUCGUACUCGCGCAGCCCUGGUCCCGCCGCCUACGCCCAGAAUCCCCACGUCACGAACCACGGCAACAUGGACGGACCGCGGUUCACGAUGAAGCCGAGGCUGCCGACCGACGCGUCGACUGUGGGUCCUGGACCCGCCAAGUACAACCCGACCGACGAUCUCAUCCACCCCAGGCCUCCACAGUUCCAGUUCGGUGUGCGACUGAACGACAUCAUGAAGAGUCAGGCUCCAGCUCCGAACACGUACUCCCUGCCAAGGCCGGACGUCGUGAGUACUAAGAACGCAGCUCCGAAAUUCACUCUGGGACCUCGGUUGGAAGGACUAACUCCAGCGAAGAACCCUGGGCCCGCGGACUACACAAUUGGAUCUGCUGAAAUUACAAAACCUUCAGCUCCGAAAUUUUCGAUUGGAGCUACGCUGCCUGGUCUAUCAUUGAAGAAGAUGCCUGGUCCAGCCGACUACCGCCCAGAAGACGUAACGUUACAUCGGCCGAUUGCACCCAAGUUUACAAUGGGAAUUUACCACAGUCCCUACAAAUUUGAAUAUGGUGAAAAGUACAGUGAAGAUCUGUGCGGAUGA